AUGUCAGUUGCAAAGAGGAUUCGUGAAGCAAAAGAUUUCGCAGAGUUAUGCUGGAUCUUUGGCUACGUGCACGAGGAACACGUCGUCACCACCGAGGAUGGAUACAUGCUGACUUUGCACCGGAUACUGCCUAAGUCUGUUGAGGGAUCUGCUAAGGAUGCAACCCGCCCCACUAUCUAUCUUCAACACGGACUGUUAACUAGCAGCGAGCUGUUUGUCUGCGUGACGGACGCCAAUCGCUGCCUACCCUUCGUGCUCACUGAACAUGGGUACGAUGUCUGGCUGGGAAACAAUAGAGGGAACAAGUACUCUCAAAACCAUAUUGGCAAGAAAGCCAAGUCGUCAAAUUUUUGGGACUUCUCAAUCGACGACUUCGCGCGUUAUGAUAUCCCCAAUUCCAUCGACUUUAUACUGGAUCAUACAAAAGCCGAGAAGCUUAGCUACAUUGGAUUUAGUCAAGGCACUGCACAGGCGUUCGCAGCACUAAGCCUGCAUCCCGAACUCAAUGACAAAAUUGGCGUUUUUGUUGCGCUUGCUCCGAUAAUGAGGCCACCAGGUUAUGCUACACCCAUCUUGGAUUACGUUAUAAAACAUUUUCCAUCCACUCUCUUCCAUGUAUUCGGCAGGAAAUCCAUGCUAUCCUCUGUUGUUUACUGGCAAUCCGUAUUACCCACCGCCAUCCUCGGAAAGGUCAUCGAUAUCUCCCUUAUCUUCCUCUUCAACUACCAUAGCCGCAAUAUCACAAAAGUCCAAAAGGUGGCGGGAUACGCACACAUCUACUGUUAUUCGUCAGUCAAGGCAGUCGUUCACUGGUCUCAAAUUAUGCGGAACUCCGCUUUCCACAUGUACGAGGAGGACAGGAGGGCGAGCUCGCCCGUUGCACAUGCGAGUCUUGAGAGGUUUCAGAGGUUUCCUACCGACCAGAUCAAGACUUCCAUGGUGCUUAUUUAUGGAGACCAGGAUACCCUAAUAGAUAUCUCCACACUAAUGGAACAAUUACCCGACAACGUUUCCGUUCAUAAACUUGAGGGCUACGAGCACCUCGACAUUCUCUGGGGGAAAGAUGUUCACUUAGAUGUCAUACCCACAGUGUUAGAGGCCCUGAAGCCGUAA
Molecule: messenger RNA, 1113 nt
Organism: Laccaria bicolor S238N-H82
Lineage: Eukaryota; Fungi; Basidiomycota; Agaricomycetes; Agaricales; Hydnangiaceae
Exons: 4
Coding region: 1-1113 (370 amino acids)
Biological process (GO): lipid metabolic process
Molecular function (GO): hydrolase activity, acting on ester bonds
Source: RefSeq, a predicted model, not a curated record